AUGUUCUUAUAAUUUUUAGCUGCUCUAAUAAUCAUAAUAAACAGUUUGGUUAAUGCCCAGUCAUUUACACAGUUUUAAACAUGUACAUCUUAGUAAAGAAAAGUCUGUUCUGAAGGAGAUGAUUAAUGCUAGACUUAAUAAAUAAAUCUAGCAAAGUGUGCUAGUGAUUGCUCUUCUUAAUAUCAAUAGAAUGAAACUCAAUUGAAAUGCUUUUAAGAUUAGUGUGCAAAUAUUGCUAAGAACGAAAGUGUUUUUAGUAUCUAUGUUUAAGUAUGCACCUGUACUUAAUCAAUUUAUACAGCAUAUUUUUCUCUAUACUUUUAAGGAUUCUUACUCUGUGCAAAUCAAACUCAGAGUCCAUGUGCAGCUAACAAUUCAACCUGCAAUGGCCUAAUUAUUGAGUCCAAGAACUGUUUGGCCAAUUGUGAAAGUCAGUUCUAAAAUUCUACAUUAUAAGAUUGUGUGACACAAAAUUGCUAAUAUGCUGAUGGUGAUGUGUAAAAUUAUGUUAAUUCAAUCAUGUACUGUGCUAAAUCCACCGUUUUAUCUUUAUCAGCUAUUAGUUUGAUUUUAAUCAUUGGAGUAAGUAUUUGA
Tetrahymena thermophila SB210 is the source of this 594-nucleotide messenger RNA. RefSeq lists its product as hypothetical. The record is from RefSeq and is a predicted model, not a curated record. Lineage: Eukaryota; Ciliophora; Oligohymenophorea; Hymenostomatida; Tetrahymenidae. The transcript has a single exon.